Messenger RNA from Homo sapiens (human), 1555 nucleotides. It is a transcript of the gene SEPTIN1, whose product is annotated as septin 1. Gene Ontology annotation, molecular function: GTP binding. Lineage: Eukaryota; Metazoa; Chordata; Mammalia; Primates; Hominidae. The coding region runs from base 138 to 1256 and encodes 372 amino acids. The transcript has 12 exons. The record is from RefSeq and is marked reviewed. Gene Ontology annotation, cellular component: centrosome; cytoskeleton; meiotic spindle.
GCACAUACCCCAUGUCUCACCACGAUGAUGGAGCUACAGUGGGACUUGGAAUCCAGAUGUGUGAAGGAUGGAGGGUUGAAGCCGCACUCAGCUUCCUGCCCCACCAGAGGAAGUGGGGAGAGACGGCAGGUGCAGUGAUGGCUGGCGGAGUCAUGGACAAGGAGUACGUGGGUUUUGCUGCCCUCCCCAACCAGCUGCACCGCAAGUCUGUCAAGAAGGGGUUUGACUUCACGCUAAUGGUGGCAGGGGAGUCAGGCCUAGGGAAAUCCACCCUCAUCAACAGCCUCUUCCUCACCAACCUCUAUGAGGAUCGCCAGGUGCCAGAGGCCAGUGCUCGCUUGACACAGACCCUGGCCAUUGAGCGCCGGGGCGUAGAGAUUGAGGAAGGGGGUGUGAAAGUGAAGCUGACCCUUGUGGACACACCUGGCUUUGGGGACUCAGUGGACUGCUCUGACUGCUGGCUUCCGGUGGUGAAAUUCAUCGAGGAGCAAUUUGAGCAGUACCUUAGGGAUGAGAGUGGCCUGAACCGGAAGAACAUCCAGGACUCCCGAGUCCACUGCUGCCUCUACUUCAUCUCACCCUUCGGCCGGGGGCUCCGGCCCCUAGAUGUGGCCUUCCUCCGGGCAGUACACGAGAAAGUCAACAUCAUCCCAGUCAUUGGCAAAGCGGAUGCUCUGAUGCCCCAGGAAACCCAGGCCCUCAAGCAGAAGAUCCGGGAUCAGUUGAAGGAAGAGGAGAUCCACAUCUACCAGUUCCCCGAAUGUGACUCUGAUGAAGAUGAAGACUUCAAGAGGCAGGAUGCAGAGAUGAAGGAAAGCAUCCCUUUUGCAGUCGUGGGAUCAUGCGAGGUGGUGAGGGAUGGCGGGAACCGGCCGGUGAGGGGACGCCGCUACUCCUGGGGGACCGUGGAGGUGGAGAACCCACAUCACUGCGAUUUCCUGAACCUGCGACGGAUGCUGGUGCAGACACACCUGCAGGACCUGAAAGAGGUGACGCACGAUCUGCUCUACGAGGGCUACCGGGCCCGCUGCCUACAGAGCCUGGCCCGGCCUGGGGCUCGCGAUCGAGCCAGCCGCAGUAAGCUUUCCCGCCAGAGCGCCACAGAGAUCCCGCUGCCCAUGCUGCCUCUGGCGGACACCGAGAAGCUGAUCCGCGAGAAAGACGAAGAGCUGCGCCGCAUGCAAGAGAUGCUGGAGAAGAUGCAGGCCCAAAUGCAGCAGAGCCAGGCCCAGGGCGAGCAGUCAGACGCCCUCUGAGGCCACGCCCCGCCCGGCCUUACCUCGGCUCCGCCUUCAGUCGGCCUCUUGUCCAAUCCCCGCGCCCCACACUGCCCAGCGCCCCCCGGGACCUCCGCGGGUGCCGCCCUCGCGCGGGCUAGGGGGAGGUUCUCCCAGCCUGAGUCCGUAGCCCCGCCCCGGCGCUGGUCCCGCCCACCCAGACACCGCCCACUUCCCGGCCCGGGGCCUGCACAAUCUCCGACCGCAUCACUGUCUUCCGGAGUCCCCCUUCUUCUCCCAGACUCUGUCUUCAAUAAAAACUGAGCUUCCCGCGGCCA